Symbiodinium necroappetens is the source of this 503-nucleotide messenger RNA. The record is from the annotation of a GenBank genome assembly. Lineage: Eukaryota; Dinophyceae; Suessiales; Symbiodiniaceae.
AUGCCCACGCCACUACAUGUGGCGGAACAAAUAGCGGCGGAGAUGAUAGAAAGUGGACAAGUUCGCAUGGAAGUUUGGGAAUUACUUUGUGAUUGCCUGCCUUCGGAUGAGCCCAGAAGAGAAGCCAACAUUGGCAGAGCCAGCAGCAUGGGCUUCUGCAGUGGAGCCUAUAGCCAGGGCCCACUUUCUGGAUUGCGGCAAAAUACCACCUUGUUCCCCUGGGUUACCCUGCUAGUGUGCAAGUUCAUCCGAUCCUGCACACAUGAGCCAUUCACCAGCUUCGUCCUCCAGCGAAACACAUCGAUGGGACAUAAAGACCUCAACAAUGCUAAAGACAGUGUCAAUGUCCUGCUCCCAUGCUCAACCUUCCGAGGAGGCGGGCUAUGGAUCGAGCAAUCGGGUGGCCAAUGUGCAUCGCAGGAUGGCACACUAUAUGGACACAGGAUCACAGUUGCAGUCUAUACUGUCAGAGAAGUCCACUCGCUACAACCAGAACAUCGCGA